GGACGCGUUCCCAGUACCCACCGGUUCUCCGGGUCGAGGCGAGUCGAUAACUGCAGCUCUGGCCGCCUGCGGUGUUCUGUGAGGUCCUCCCGCGCUACCUCUUGGCCCCCCUCGCUCAUCCACGUGUCAGCACCCAGACUCCUGCUGUGUGGCCGCCUUCUGGCCCACACCGCCCCCUUCCCCCCAGGGCGAGGGUAAUUUACUCUCGUAAACGGCGGCCAUGACUCUUUAUGGUACAGCCGCUAAAACACAUAGACAUACUCCUUUGUAAGGAGACAGACUCGGCUCGCUUCAAGUUGACGGAAGUGCUUGAGACUUUAAGAGUGGAGAAAAAAUCAAGUUAAAAAGAAAGGAGGUUAAUGAUGUGGCAGUUGCAGCAAGAAUGACGGAAGCAGCAGAAGUGUAAGCAGUAAGCAGCGCCAUUUUUAUCUUCAAAAACAACAGAAACGGGAGGAGCAUUAUCAGGCAUUGACAAAGGUGAGGAGCAGCAGCAGCAGUAGGCAACACCGACCUUAGCAACAGAAACAGCAGUAGAAGGAGGAGGAGGAGAAGAGAGAGAGAGUAACUGUGUGGAGGGAACAUUAGAUAAUCUGUUACGUCUUGUCAUGGUGACCGCGACACGUGAAGGCUGUAGCCAGUCAUAGAAGAGGUGACCCACAACUAAUGUGGCGGCGGCCGACACAUGAUCAGAAGACUGUCGUAAUCCACCUGCACAAAAUGUUCUCCUCCCGACGCAAGAGUCUCCCGGACCCCUCUACCAUCUCGACCACCACUACCAACCGCACCAGCAAGAGACGUGCCUCCAAUGGCUUCCUCAACCCAGAGGUGAUGGCGGUGCCUGGUGAAGGGGGACCGGCAGGGAUGGGUGGUGGUGGUGUUAGUGGUGGUUUGGGUGAUGGUCGGCUGCUUGUGGCCGACCUCAGGCACCACAACUUUGAUGCCAUCCGCUUCGCCUCCUAUCGCACUGCUGCCAAACUCCGAUUUGUACAGAAGAAGACAAAUAUGCACCGUGUUGACAUAUGGAACAUUAUUGAAGCUUUCCGGGAAAAUGGACUCAACACUCUGGAGCCAUACACCGAGGUCAAGGUUUCUCGGCUGGAGACGCUAAUAUCAACUCUGUAUCAUAGCUUAAACAAAAGACUUCCAGUGGGACAACAUGUGGUUAUUGAGUCAUCUACCUCUAUUCUUCUAAACUGGUUGUUGUCUGCAUAUGACAAUGUACUCAACUGUUUCAGGGACGAUGAAGGAAAACUGCGUGUGUUCAGUGUGAAGGUUGCGUUGGCUACACUAUGUAGUAGCAAACCUCUCGACAAGCUCAGGUAUAUAUUCUCACAAAUAUCUGACGGUAAUGGGCAUCUUUCACUAACUCGCUUCUCUGAGUACCUGAAGGAAGUCCUUGCACUCCCGGCUGCUGUUUUUGAAUCUCCAAGUUUCUCUUACUCAGAAAACUUAGUUACCCACAUUUUUGAUGGGAUAAAACAGAUUAACGUCAAUGACUUCUUAGAGGUUGUUUUGGAGGACCCCGGCCCAGAGUGUCUAGCGUGGUUACCCCUUCUACAUCGUCUAGCUGCCUCUGAGUCCGAUGCUCUGUGGGCUGUUGAACUGAUUGACGAUGACUAUGUUGAUGAGUUUAUACAUCAGACCAUGUGUGAUGGCUGUCGGCGAGAGAACUUCAGUGGGUUGCGGUACAAAUGUGAAAAGUGCCACAAUUACAGUAUGUGCCAAGAGUGCUUCUGGUUGGGACGCUUCUCUCCCCCUCACUCCAUACAUCACCAAGUGAAAGAAUACACUUCAUUUACACCGACUCGUCAUUCUUUCCGCCGAAGCUUACGCUGUGUGCCAGACAGGCCUUCAGUUGACAGACCAAGGUUUCCUGAACUUCCAGAAAAAACUUUAAAUCUCUCCCACAUAGUACCACCUUCACCUCUGCCCACACACAAUGGUUUUGAAGGAGGAGGAGCUACGGCCCCCCUUCCUGCCUCCCUGGAGAGUCGCUCAUCCAGUAGAAGUUGUAUUAGCAGUUUACCAGACUGGAGUCAGUUGGAUGAAGAGCAUCGGCUCAUUGCCCACUAUGCUGCCCGUCUUGCUAACCAAACGUCACAUUCAGGCAGCGAGAGUGUCGACUCCAGUCCGGGGUUUGAUGCCUCUUCAGCACAGCGUGAUCUUAUCCAAUCACUGGAGGCAAAGAACAGGGAUAUAAUGAGAGAGAUCAAUGCUUUAAGGAACAGAGUGUAUGUUUGCAGGCGGCAGCAGGAACGAGUAGAGGGCAGCAGUAACCCGACGUUGGUGGCAGAGUUAAGGGCCCUACGCUCACACCGUCAUGAGUUGGAGUCAAACCUUUCCUACCUCCAAGACUCACGCAAGCAGCUGAUGCAGCAGCUAGAAAGUCUUAUGAAAAUGCUCAAAAAUCAUCAAACAUCACCCACAACACCCAAUGGAUCACCCAAGUCACCACCAUUUUCCACAAGUGGAACUCUUGGAAGCAGUGUGAUGUCAAAUCUUCCUAGUGGAACUCAAGGGUCCACAGCUUCAUCACGCUCUGCUCCACCAACACCAUCUCAUACAGCUCAAGUAUCAACUCUAGAUUCUCUCUCUUCAUUACAUGUUGAUGGUCUACAAUCAGCAGUUUCCUCAGUUUUCUCAAGUGCUGGCUCAAAUUGUACUCCCGACAACUCCCCUGAUGAUAGUCUAGCCUCUCGCAGUUUAAGAAAUGAUCUCUUAGUGGCAGCUGAUUCUGUUACAAAUGCCAUGUCCAGCCUUGUCCGGGAGUUAAACUCAGUGCGUGAAUAAGGAUAAAUCCGGAGGCGGAGUACAGAGAUGGGUGGAUUUGAGCAUCUUAGGAGUCAUCAAAGGAAUUCCACCAAUGAGCAUCUGGGAUGUGGAGGAGGUCUGUUUAUUAAUCCUUCAAAAUAUUAUAAAUUAUGACAGAGCCAUCAGGCCUCAUGUUGUAAUGGAAGAAACAGCAGCAAGCACAGCUAGACCAAAGGAGGCCACAAUAUUAAGGCACCAGCAAUCUUACAGCCAGUAGAACAACUUGGCCAGCAGGAACACCAUUAGGGUCUACCAUAUAUGUUAGUGUAGUGUGUCAAUGAUAGGUACAGCAGCCAAAACAGCAAGUUGACUGAUAGAAAUAUUGCGAGGAUAUGAUAGACUCCAAUAACAGAGAACUAAGCAGUAGCCAUCAAAAAAUCCCUUAGACUCUUAGAGGGUACCAUAGAAGACAGACGGCAGGCUGCCAUUAGGACAGAAGACACAUUAUUAAGAGAUAGGGAGGAUAUUGUGUAUUAUAGGUCAUGACAGGAUUGCAUUUUGCUGCAGGAGAUCAUGGGGUAAACAAUCCUUUUAACAAAGAUUAUGAGACUGGGAAUAAAGCUUGACUCUGGCUGAUCCUUGCAGUUUGUCCUUGUGAUUUUAUGUGGGUCUUCAACAAAAUUAUCAUACAGGUAAUAUUGUCAUGGAUACAGAUGCAAUGUGGCAAAAUGUCUGGUUAUAGUCAAAUAAGUUAAUUUAACAAUAAUUGUAUUUGUGUAGUAACUUUAUGAUGAUACAUUGUGUGUAAAGGGGAAGACCUAUUACAAUUUGAACUCCCUAAGCAUUUGUUGAAAGAUUCAAGCUUAUACUUCAGUACAUGAGUGAUACUGUAACCCAUGAGUAAAAAUUUUAAUUAGAAAUGUUGGACUGUGUUUUCCUGAUCCUGUAUCAGUGUAGUUAUGGGAGUAAAUCUACUGUCUCAAUUUUCAAAAUAUUGUAAAUUAUUUUUUUACAGUCAUCCACAUUACUUACAUGAAAGUAUAAAUAUUAAAACUGUAUUGUGAUAACCCCAGCACAGUAUAUUCAGUAACCUAAAAGUACCUUACAGCGCUAAAUGGCCUAUUGGCUUUGAGCCCAAUUUCCAUAAUCAAUCAUCUAAAGUAAUCACAACUUGAUAUGUACUCAUUCUAGUGUAAACCUAAGAAUAUAUAUCAUUAUACAGUAAUAGUUAGUAAGUCAAACUUCAAGUACUGUACUGUACAUAUCAAAUUAAAAGAAGAAUUAUACAAAAUCCUCAGUCUAGUGAUAUUAGGGAAGAUUGUCAUGUUAUACAGUUAGUAUUAGCUUACUUCACCAAACAGGACAACAUAAAUGAAUGAAAAUAGAGACUGGUUGAAUUAAUUACACUAAAUGAGUUAAUGUGUUUAUAGAAAUAAAAAGCAUGAAUUUAUUGAAAAUAUAUGUUAGCAGCACAUUAUGAUUUUUGUUUAUUUCAUGGAAGCCCCUUCCUACUGUAACGAAGGUUGCCCAGAACCAAAAUGUAAACACAAACACACUCUUCAUUUGAUGCCUUAACAUCUACCAUUUUUUUUGUCAUUCAGGUACUGUACACCAGUGUUACCUUGACAUACACCCCUUAAUUCUUCUAGUUUAUCAUUCUAGAAUUCUUAUAUUUUGUUAUCAUUACCAGUACCUGAUUUAUACCUUGUUUACAGAGUAUAGUGCUUCUAUGAGUCUGGGGGCUUUUCUUUAUUUUUCUCAUUGUUAUUCCAUUACCUUUGCCAAUAUUCAAAAAGUACCUGAUAUAUUUCCCAGACAAGCAUGCAAGACUGAAAACAGACAAACAAAUGAAGCAAACACUGAGUACCCACCCCCUUUCUGCAUGACCUGAACCACCCAGGCUUAUCUGUUACAAAUGUCAGUUUCAGCAUCCCUCCCACCUCCACCACAGCCUUAACCAUCACCAAAGCUGCUAAUCCCCAAGAAGACUGAGAAGUAGAGAGCAGCAUUUGGAGCUGAAGACAGGGGUAGCAUUCCCAAUGACUCCCUAGAUAUGCCCCUGCAUUGCUUCUUUCAAAAUGCUAUCACAGUGGAACUCUCUCCCUGCAUGUAUCUUUUUAUUAUAUAACCUGUACAGUACAGUACAGGCAUAAAACAUGUCAUCUACUGGUCAAAGUUUGUGUCUUUCUCUUCUUCAAAACAUUUCUGUGUAAAUGUGGUUGACUUCAUCAGUGUGCAGUUGCUGUCUUGCGCACAUGUAGCUUAUCUACUGUUUCUCUUAGUAAGAUGAAAAUAAAAUAAUAACCACAGCACAAAACAAAAUUUCUUAAUGAUUCUACUUGCUGGUUUAGGCAUUACGCUAUGAAGUACAGGAAUCUUUACUUGUGGUAUUUGGCUCUUGAGAAACAAAUGUGUGGAAAAGAUGUGGAGUGCUUUAGCAAGCAAAUAUAUUGCAUGUGGGAAAGAAGAAUAUACCAGAAAAUGUAGAAAUGCACAAAUACCAUAGGAGAAAAAAGCAUUGUGAGUUAAUGGGAAAGUAGCAGUCAGAAAUGGGACUAUACAGUAUUUGGAGGUUACAAGAGUGAGGUCAACCACUGAGUGAUGAUGUGGUGUGAUGCUUUUAAUAAAAGGUACAGAACUUUCAAUGAAAAAAGGUACCUCCUCAAGACCUCCCUUAGUACAGUAACUCUAAAAUGGUCGACUAAGACCAACUGCUCUAAUACUGUACCACAAUUGAGGCGCUCCACAUCAGAAGGGGGGUGAAGCGUUAAAUUAGAAAAAGCUGAUAAAAACGCGUUUAAGGUUUUUCGAAUUUCAAACAACCAUAACUUUUUUCUUUUUUAAGCUAGAGGGCUCUUUUUUUUUAUCGUGCAGCUCAAUCCAUCUCCUAGCGAACUGUGAAAAUUGGAAGUUAGUACUGUGAAUAGUUCUUAUUUUAUCGUGAGUUGAAUGAGAAUAACUACCUGUGACGUACAGUUGUUUGAGCUUCAAAUCAACAAUAGUCGCAUUUUUCUGCAAAAUUUUCUUAUCAUUGUGGGCUGAUACUGUAAAACAAGUUAAUGAUCACCAAAAACAGCACUCGUCUUAACCCCCCGUCCCUAUUAUUAGCCAAUGACUUAUAAUAUUGUUAAGUAUAAUGUGUGUAAUAAUAAGGAAACACCACGACACUCUCCCCCCCAACAUAAUUAACAUACAAAUACAAAGGUGGAGAAAGUUUGCAUAAUCUUUAGUAAAAACAGUAUUAUGACAAUAGUAUUACAAUCAUACUUUGUUUAGUUUCUUCGUUUUAUUAUCCCUGAAGAUCGUAGCAACUUGAAGUUACAUAAACCCUGAGGAGUGCGUAUAACUUUAAUGGCCUCAUCAUAAUCAAUCAAGUACUGAUCAAAGUCUUUCUCUGUCCUCUCUAAAAAUCGCUACACAGAUUCUUCCUCAACUAAAUCAUGGAUUAUUGAUGCUGGCAACAGUUCAGUUUCAUUAUAAGACUGAGGUAUGGGCUCAAUUUCACUAGCAUUCGUUGGGUCAGGCUCACUUUCAUCACUAUCAAGGUCAAUGCAUGUCUCGUCACUGUACACUUCUACCUCCUCACAGUCUGGAUGUUCUUGUUGUGAUACAUUAGUGUUACUGUUUGUGUUACCAUUAGACUCGCUUUCAUCAUUUUCAUCUUCAUUAUUGCCGUCAGUGCAUGUCACAUAACUCUGUACUGGAUCACUGUCUGCAAAAAGGUCUUGUGAUGCAUAGCAGUCACUUUUUGUAUUACGAGUAUACUCAGUUUCAUCUAUUUCACUUUCACCGUCAUUAUCAUCGUCAAUGCAUGCCAAAUUGUCUUUUAACUCGUCAUAGUCGGCAAAAAGAUCUUUGGAUGCUUUGUAGCACGCUAAAAAGUUAUUCUGUGCGUUCAAAGUGUUAUUGUCAUUAUGAUAAGCACUUUCAUCAUGUUGUGAGUCACUUUCAUUGUCGACAGGUAAGUCAUCAUAGUCUCUGCAAUCAUGCAUGUCACCUGCACCAUUGCCAGUAGCACUUGUAUCACCAUAAUCAACACUAAAUUCACCACCAAAAUCACUAUCACCAAGCAUUACUGGGGUGUCCACAUGAGCACUGGCGUCAAACACAUGCUCAGGAAUAGUGGGCUCCUGAACCCACACCAGAAGGCCUGGCCUCAUUCGAGUCUUGCUUUAAUAUCGGACAGAUAUUGCACAGCACUUCUCACACCCGUGGAACAUGAAUAAUGUCGAAAAGUUAUCAAAAACAGCAGUAGAACGUACACUUAACCUCCCGAUGCGCCAAAACUAAGGAGGAGGCAGCAUCUGGGCGCGCGGAUUGGCCGAGGAGCUGUGACGUAGCAAGGGGAAAUCCAUUUUGAUUGGCUGCCUCGGGAGGUAUGGUUCAAGGGAGGCGCGCUGUCAUUGGCUCACGCUCCUCUCACUCUGAACGGGAUGUUGCCACUUUCUGGAACUGAGCGCACAGCCAGAUACGUAGCUCCAGGCCCGAGGCGAAAUCACCCCUUAUUUUUGAAGGACUUUCCACCUUAUUUCUAUUCUAGCUAGAGGGUUACAUCCAAUGCCAACAUGUAGAGGAAGGAAAAAAUAGUGAUAUCCAUCAAAAAACGCAUUUUUGCCGGGGUGUCGCUUCACCCCUUCUGACGCAGAUCACCUCAAUUAAUCCUACCACCUAGCCAUUUCAGUACUGUAUUUGCAAAUAAUUUUUAAUUUUACCUUAAGUUCCCCAAGUAAUUUCCUUAACCUUCAAGCUCUGAUGUCAUAGACCACAGUUAUUAAACUCGUAUGUAAAAAGUAUUGUUUCUCAUUAUUAUCUAAAUAAUCCAUCUUUUGUAGUGUGAUUUUUCCUUCUGAAUGUGUAUACUGUACUGUACUGUAUCUCAAUUUAUGUUCUUAUUUUCAUAUUUUACUUGACUGAAUAAGAUUCACCAUCACCAUUGCAAGUAGAGGUAGUUCAUACCUCUGUCAAGAUUGUAUCAAACUCAAAGUACAUCUCAAAAUUUCA
This is a messenger RNA of Homarus americanus (American lobster), 7752 nucleotides long. Its product is annotated as dystrobrevin beta-like. Gene Ontology annotation, biological process: synaptic signaling. The transcript is spliced from 17 exons. The record is from RefSeq and is a predicted model, not a curated record. Bases 664 to 2790 code for a protein of 708 amino acids. Gene Ontology annotation, cellular component: plasma membrane; synapse. Gene Ontology annotation, molecular function: zinc ion binding. NCBI's taxonomy places the organism in Eukaryota, Metazoa, Arthropoda, Malacostraca, Decapoda, Nephropidae.